AGUGGGGCUUCACUGGGAACAGCCCCUAACACUGUGCUGAGUGGAGACAGGACUGCGAAAGAACAUCCGAGCCACUGAAAAGGUUGGACAUCUUUCCUUAAAGAAUAUUCUAAAUACUUGGACAUAGCUGACAACACCACAGAGGGGAUUAUUUCGUUUCACCACAGGGCGCUCUCUGCCUUUGUUUCUCUUGCGAUGUCCUGCAAGGUGUUACUGUGAAGAAAGAGGACCACCUUCGCAGAUUCUGCACGGCGCGGCCAGUUGACCACCAUGCCUCAUUUAAGCGUCAGUACUAACCCACAGUCUAAAUACUGCCCUGUCUGGCUCAUCUGUGUCAUCCUAAGCCUUUCAGUUGUGCACACUCAUGCCAGUGAUGUUCUCAGAGUGCCCCAGCAGGUAACCCUGUCAACCAAUUUUAAAGAACAGCAGCUAUCGAUAUCCUGGCUCGGAGGAGCAGCUACAACUUUUGACAUCAUCAUUUUGCGAACUGAGCUCAAUAUUACAGUCUUCUAUGGGACGGUGUCUGUGCCUUUGGACCAGGUGAGUGGUUUGCAGCGGUGGAACUGGACCUCAGCUGAACCUCUGGAGUGUACCUCACUGUCAGUCAAGGUCCGCUCCAGAGACGGACAGGAAACAAGUGAAUGGAGCAACACCCAAAAUCUCCAAGGGUCCGAUCUUCCCAGCAAUGAGCAAUCCCAGAUUUACCCAAUGAACCGUGUUGUGCCUGUGGGGGCCAACACCACCUUCUGUUGCAUUGUAAAAGAGGGGCAAGAAUUUGGUUACAUUAAAUAUGGUAAUGCUGUUGUGAACACAACUCGACUGAGCAGACGGAGCUACGCAACCACAGUGGUCAAUCAGGGACCGUCUCACCAAUCAGGAGCCAAUGUUGUUUGUUUUGACAGCCUGACGACUCUAAUUGUUGGAGCUGUGGUGUUUGUUGGAUAUCCACCACUGCUCAGAGACUUUGUGUGUGAAACUCAUGACUUGACGUCUGCUGUGUGCCGGUGGAACGUGCGAGACCCAAAACUCUACGGCAGGCGGAGAACGAAAUACACACUGAACAUGAGGAAUUGUUUGGAUGAAUAUGAACACGUGCCACAGAAGAAAUGUAUCGUCCAACAGUGGGAGGGAAACUGGACACUGUUAGCUGUGAAUCCUCUUGGCCAGUACCGCCUUACUGACUCUGCAGAACUCAGUCACAGAGUUUAUCCAGUGGCACCAACCAAACUGAGAGUCGACGCUCAUGCCUGGAAUGCCACUGUGCAUUGGCAGUGGAAGUACAGCAGCUAUUUCACCCUGGGUCUUGUCUGCCAGGUUGAACUGACCUGUCAUGGUAUUAUAAAAAAUUUUACUGUCUCUGGAGUGGGCCUGCAGUCCGCACUUUUGUCCAAACUUCAACCUAAUGAGGACUACGGUGUUCGAGUCCGCUGUGGUGCCCAACAGAAUUUCUGGAAGUGGGGAAACUGGAGUCAACCACUUUACUUCAAAACCAAGACUUUUGUUCCAGACCCUCCUGAUUUGUGGAUGUGGAUAAAUGAAGACAACACCGGACAAGUUGUUUGGAAGGUGCCCCUGAAUCGACAGAGCCACGGUCAGAUCAUAGGUUAUGAAGUGACCGUAUGGAGCAGAGAAGAAAAUGUACAGCACACACACACCUUUCCACCAGAUGCAGCUGCUGCAGCAAUUGAUUUCACCCAGAUUGUGACCUCAAGCAAUGACACCAAGGUCACAGCCACAGUGAUCGCCAAGAACAAUGAAGGAUCAUCUCAACCUGCCAGCAUGGUUUUUCGUUUGACAGAGACCCACACUGUUGCUGUGUCCAGAACAGUUUAUGAAAACAGUGGUUUCCGUCUGUCCUGGCAGAGUGAUGCCAACACCACCAGUGAUUAUGUGGUGGAGUGGCAUGAUUCUGCCUGCUCUCGAAACUGCCCUGUGGAGUGGAUUAAAGUGCUCACUGGAAUUACAAAUGUCACAGUUGAUUCACCUAACUUCCAGCCAGGUGUGAGGUACACAUUUUCUCUGUACAGCUUCUCCUCAGAAGGUCGCCAACUGCUUCAGCGAUGGCAAGGAUUUGUGCAGGAGUUAGUUCCCUCCAGUUCUGUGCUCUUGUCAGCCAGUCAACAGGACACAGAUGUUGUUCUCACCUGGAGCAGUAUCCCUCAGGUCAACCACAGAGGUUUUCUCCUGGGCUUCAAUGUUUACAACAGCAGUGGGUCUGAGCUGAAACUCAUCGCGAACCUGACAGACAAAGAAAUCAGGAGUUACACAGUGAAGGGACUUUCUGAAGGCACUCAUAAAUUUACUGUCAAGGCCUACACCUCAGCAGGCGAAGAUUCAGGCGCCACUGCCUCCAUAACGCUGGAACCGUACAUUGAUUGGCUGAUCUUUGAACUGCUGACCUCUCUGGGAGUCACUGCCUUGUUCUUUAUUAUUGUCACAUUUUUUUGCUACAAAAAGAGGAAAUGGGUGAAAAGGGCAUUCUACCCAGACAUUCCUGAGCCAAAGCUUCCUGGAGAUUGGUCCAGAACACAGGGCCCGUUGGAUGUGAAGCCGUCUUCCCACAGCAUCAUUCAGAUUGUAGAAAAGUCAGAUCAGGACUCCAGUAAAGAGAUGCUUGUGGUUAUCCCUGAGGAAGACGAGGACGAAGAAGAGCAUGGUAUGGGAGACGAGCCAGUGGACACAGAUGAGCCGGCAUCUUUACGUUACUACAACCAAGUAAUAGAUGAGAGACCCAUCAGGCCACGUUACCCAGACUCCUCCACGUCCUCGGCGUCAUCUCUGGAUUCAGGACGCACUGAUGUGACAUACACCGGAAUCCAGACCUCAGGUUCUUCUUUGGUCUUCCAGCUGCAUCCAGCAGGAUCUUCUGAGGACCAGCAACCUCCCAUUGAUGUCAUUGACAGCUGCAGUGGAGGAGGGGGAUACCGGCCUCAGUGUAACAACGCUCAUGUGGCUUCACAUGAGCUGUUUAAUGAACCCCAAGCUUACGCUUCUGGGGGCUACAAACCCCAGAGCUCCUGGCAUUUGGACUCUCCCACUGAGGCAGGGGAAGUUGGAGGUCUGGCACCUUCCCUUGGGUCUCCCACUUCUGUUGCAUCCACUCAGUUCCUGCUCCCUGACGGGGAACGACACGAGGAGGAGAAACAGGCAUCGUCGUCUGCGUCAACGUGGUUCACUAAUCUGCUGUCCUCCUCGAAACCAUGAAACCAUUUCUGUGUCACUAGUAGAAGCCUGGCCAGGAGACAAUGACAUGAAACAUUCAGAUUCAUUACUGUCAUCAGUAUCAUGUAUCUAACUAGCUAAGUCCAAAUGGUCAAUGUCAAUCUCCCGUCUGACGAUGUAGCCUUACACAUCUGUUUGCACUUUGAAAUCAGGUCAGUGAUACAAUUUCAGGUGUUUAUUUCCCAAACAUUAACUAUGCCGUUUGAGAUCAAUUUCUUAUCAUAAAAGGAUCUCUACAUUUAUAUACAUAUAAACACUUCUAAAUUGAAAGCAAAUUUCAGUUACAUCACUUCAUCCCCUCCAACAACCUGAGGGCUGUUACAACAACCCCCCUUCAUUGGGCAUUGAGCAUCAGCAAACACACCACUCAAAAAUGUCCACCUUUUCUACAUAUUUAUUUGUGAUGUGACUUCUAGUACACUACCAAUCGGAGUAAAAGAAAAGAAGGAUGAGAAGGAUUAAUUUCUAAUGAAGUCUGAAUAGAAUAGUUGAGUUCAUCUCCAGCCAGUGCCCAUGUCUCUGCUGGUCAACCUUCCAUGGUAAUCCUUCCUUCUUUCUGAGAGAUGACAAGCUACUGAAGGAGAGGAUGGGGUGAAACGUUGAUCCAGUUCUGCACUAACGGAAAUGUGAUUUUAUAGGAAUACAGGACUGGUGCUUUUUGUUGCAGUCUGGAAUUGUGUGGGUUGUGUGCCCAGUGGAUAUACACUGAUAUAAGCUAGAGCAUGAGUAUAAACAUGUAAUUUAAUGAACAUUAUUAUGUUACUUUUAAGUGUUACUGUUGUUUUGUCUUCCUAAAGAGCAGAGUUUUAUUUUCUAAUUUCUAUUUUUUUAAUGUUUUAAACCAUUGAUUACACAGUCUGGGUUUACACAGGCCAGUGUUUUUUUGUGUUGAACCCAUCUUCAUGUUGAUUACUGGUGUUUGGACAAACCAUGUGACCCAAUUUGACGAGUUAAAGUAGUGAUUAAUUCAUCACACUAUAUCAUACUCUUAUGUUAUACAGUAAAAUAAUAAGUCCACAUUGAAACAGUUAAAACAGUUUUAUUCUGGGCAUAUUUUUUGGGCACGGUGUACAAACACUCACACACUUUUUUUUUUUUUAAUUCCCCAAAUAUUUGAUCACAUUAUUCUUACAGUCAUCUCAGCAUUAGUAGAGACGAUGCAAACGUGUUUUUGAAAGAAAGACCAAGAACAGGUGUCAUAAAUGAAAACCAACAAUUAUUGGAUUUGUUGACAAUAUGGACAAAUGACUGGACACAUUAGACACUGAAGCCUGAGUACAGUAGACUUAAAUACUCAUAUGUGUGAUUUAGGCGCAAGGGACACAUUAUUGGCUAGUCAUUACUGGGGCUGUCAAAUCAUUCAAAAGCUUUAAUCUGAUUAAUCAGAGGGUAGUUGCUAGUUGCUUAAGCACAAUUAAUGAUCAACUAAUUGUGAUUAAUUAAUCAUCACAGUCAUGAUUAAUUGUGAUCCUUAAUUCAUCACAAAAAAGUUUUUGUCCUUUUUUUCUGCAUCUGGAACAGAAAGA
This is a messenger RNA of Cynoglossus semilaevis (tongue sole), 4748 nucleotides long. Its product is annotated as leukemia inhibitory factor receptor-like. The transcript is spliced from 18 exons. The record is from RefSeq and is a predicted model, not a curated record. The coding region runs from base 271 to 3204 and encodes 977 amino acids. NCBI's taxonomy places the organism in Eukaryota, Metazoa, Chordata, Actinopteri, Pleuronectiformes, Cynoglossidae. Gene Ontology annotation, molecular function: protein binding.